AUGGAGCUGGACUGCGAUUGGCCCACAGCCUCACCCAGCUCUGCUGUUCUCUUGGCCAUGGGCACAAGAUGGACUUGCCAUGGACCUUCCCUAUUCGUGCUCUUCUGUUAUGGGCAGCUCUUGCCUUGGCUCAGGACCGAGGAUGAUCAGAGCUUAGACAAGUUCUACAAUGAGACCGUGGCAAAGGCGUUCCUGCAGUUUUAUGAACAUACCGCCCAGAUUGUGUGGAACCAGUUCAUGGAGGCCACGUGGAACUAUGUCACCAACAUCACCAAGAAAAAUCGGGAGGAGAUGCUGCACAAGGACUCAGAGAGGUCCCGGCACAUGCUGUACUUUGGCACCCGGGCCCGCCUGUUUAAGACCUCCAGGUUCCAGGACCCGGCUGUGAAGCGCAUGCUGAGUAAGCUGCAGACCAUAGACAAGGCGGCCCUGCCCCAGGACGAGCUCCGGGAGUACAACCAGCUUCUGGCCUACAUGGAGACGACAUACAGCAUGGCCCAGGUGUGCCUGAAUGAGGGACCCUGCCUGCCCCUGGAACCUGACCUCCAAGAAGUCAUGGCCACCUCCCGGGACCAGAAGGAGCUGCUGUGGGCCUGGCAGGGCUGGCGGGAUGCCGUGGGUCGUCAGCUCCGCAUGACCUUUGACCGCUACGUGCAGCUCAGCAACAAGGCUGCAAAGCUCAACGGUUACACAGACAUGGGGGCCUUGUGGCGGUCCAAGUAUGAGUCGGACACGCUGGAGCAGGACCUGGAGCAGCUCUACGAGGAACUGCAGCCGCUGUACUUGAACCUGCACGCCUACGUGCGCCGGGCCCUGCACCGCUACUACGGGCCCGAACUUAUUGACCCGAGGGGGCCCAUCCCCGCUCACCUGCUGGGGAACAUGUGGGCUCAGUCCUGGGUCAACAUCUUAGACCUGGUCCUGCCCUUCCCGAAGAAGCCCCCCGAGGAUAUCACGAAGAACAUGAAAAGCCAGCACUGGAAGCCCUCCAAAAUGUUCGAAGAGGCGGACAAGUUCUUCAUCUCCCUGGGGCUGCUUUCCACCCCUCCCAGCUUCUGGAAAAAAUCAAUGAUGGAAAGGCCGGCUGACGGACGGGAGGUGGAGUGCCACGCCUCUGCCUGGGACUUUUACAAUGGCGAGGACUUCAGGAUAAAGAAGUGCACCGAGGUGACCAUAGAAGACCUGCUCUCCAUCUUCCACCAGAUGGGCCAUAUCCAGUACUUCCUGCAGUACAAGAACCUCUCUAUGAUCUUCCGCGCAGGCGCCAACCCAGCCUUUGAAGAGGCCGUGGGGUCCAUGAUCACCCUCUCGGCCUCCUCCCACAAGCACCUGCUCAGCAGAGGCCUGCUCAGCCACCAGCACCAGGACUCAGAGGAGGAGGUCAAUUUCCUGAUGGGCAUUGCCCUGGAGAAGAUCGCUUUAAUCCCUUUCGCCUACCUGAUGGACCUGUUCCGCUGGAAGGUCUUCGAUGGCACCAUCCGGAAGGACGUCUACAACCAGGAGUGGUGGAACCUCAGGUUGAAGUACCAGGGCCUGUGCCCCCCCAUCCCUCGGACAGAGGAAGACUUUGAUCCCGGUGCCAAGUUCCACAUCUCUGCCAGCAUGCCCUACAUACGGUACUUCCUCAGCCUCGUGCUCCAGUUCCAGUUCCACGAAGCGCUGUGCAAGGCCUCGGGUCACGUGGGCCCCCUGCACCGCUGUGACAUCUCUAACUCCAAGAUGGCUGGGAAGCUCCUGGAAGACACCCUAAAGCUAGGCUCCAGCAAGCCCUGGCCAGAAGUUCUGCAGAAGAUAACCGGCCAGCCCGAAGUGUCCGUAAGAGCCCUCAUGACCUACUUCAAGCCCCUGCUAAACUGGCUGGUCACCGAGAAUGUGCGCCAUGGGGAGAUCCUGGGCUGGCCAGACUUCAGCUGUACCUUUGAAGAAAAAGACACAGACAAGCACUACAGGAAGCCUCCGUGGAUGAGAGCUGAAUGGUGGAGCUGGGACUAGACACCAGUACGAUUGCCAGCCUGCACCCCCAAAAUAAGGGGCAGCCAGGACAACUCUGCCCCCCUAGGAGGCCACACUUGCAGCCUUCCCAUUCCCC
Molecule: messenger RNA, 2089 nt
Organism: Neogale vison (American mink)
Lineage: Eukaryota; Metazoa; Chordata; Mammalia; Carnivora; Mustelidae
Product: angiotensin-converting enzyme-like protein Ace3
Exons: 16
Coding region: 1-1992 (663 amino acids)
Biological process (GO): proteolysis
Cellular component (GO): plasma membrane
Molecular function (GO): peptidyl-dipeptidase activity; metallopeptidase activity
Source: RefSeq, a predicted model, not a curated record